This is a messenger RNA of Acanthamoeba castellanii str. Neff, 1719 nucleotides long. Its product is annotated as DEAD/DEAH box helicase. NCBI's taxonomy places the organism in Eukaryota, Discosea, Longamoebia, Acanthamoebidae. Bases 1 to 1719 code for a protein of 572 amino acids. Gene Ontology annotation, molecular function: RNA binding. Gene Ontology annotation, cellular component: intracellular anatomical structure; nucleolus. The transcript is spliced from 19 exons. The record is from RefSeq and is a predicted model, not a curated record. Gene Ontology annotation, biological process: positive regulation of transcription by RNA polymerase I.
AUGGUGGUCACAGCCCGGCAGCGUUUGAUCGAGGAGUUUCUGCACGAGGCGGGGCUUGCCAAGACUGGAAUGGUCGGUGUGACGCAGCCCAGGCGUGUGGCGGCGAUGACAGUGGCCAAGAGAGUGGCGCAGGAGAUGGGCACCCAGCUCGGCGAGGGUGUGGGCUACACCAUUCGUUUCGAAGACGUCACCUCUCCGAACACCAAGGUCAAAUUCCUCACCGACGGUAUGCUGCUGCGAGAGGCCAUGCUCGACCCCAUGCUCAAGAGCUAUUCUGUGAUCAUUCUCGAUGAGGCUCACGAGCGCACACUCCACACCGACGUGCUCUUUGCACUCAUCAAGGGCAUCAUGGUCAAGAGGAAAGACCUACGACUGGUGAUCAUGUCUGCCACCUUGGAGGCGGAGAAAUUUGCUGAAUACUUCAGACAGUUCCCCGUUGAUGUUUACUACGCCGAUGAAAAAGAGGUCCAGCCCCUCUAUCUUGUAGAUUACAUGGACGCCGCACUUCUUACGGUUCUUCAACUUCAUCUGGAGAAACCCGCAGGCGACAUUCUGCUCUUCUUGACGGGUCAGGAGGAGAUCGAACACAUGACCAAACUGCUCGAGCAGAAGGCCCGCACUUUCGGCCCUGAGGCCAUGAAGGCACGCCGCAGCUUCAGUCGUUUCUGUUCUUCUGAUGUGAUUCUGGCCACCAAUAUUGCGGAGACCUCCAUCACGAUACCCGGUAUCAAAUACGUCAUCGACACAGGAGUCGUCAAGGAGCGCAUGUACAACGCCAAGAUCGGCAUUGACUCAUUGACGGUGGUACCGGUCUCCAAGGCCGCCGCUCGCCAGCGAUCAGGACGAGCAGGACGAGAGAGCGCUGGCGAGUGCUAUCGUCUGUAUCGCGAGGAGAGCUUUCUGCGAUUCGCCGAGUCGCAGGUUCCCGAGAUCAAAAGAGCAAACAUGGCCAGCGUUGUGCUUCAGCUCAAAGCGCUGGGCAUUCAAGACGUCACCCGAUUCGACUACAUGGACCCUCCGCCGUUGGACAGCCUGAAAAAGUCAAUCGAGCUUCUCACAGUGCUCGGUGCUUUGGACAGUGAGAACAAGCUCACUUCCCCGAUCGGACGGAACAUGGCAGCGCUGCCUUUGGAUCCGCUACUCUCCAAGACGCUUAUCAUGUCCGAGAAAUUCGGUUGCACUGAGGAAAUCUUGAUCAUCGUGGCGAUGCUAUCGGGAGAGUCCAUCUUCUUCGUGCCGCGGGGCGACAAGAAGAAGCAAGCUGAGCUCGCGCACCGGCGCUUCCACUCCAUCGAAGGUGACCACAUCACACUGCUGAACAUCUACAAGGCCUAUCAGCAAGCCACCAACAAGAACAAUUUUUGUUAUGAGAGCUUCAUCAACUCCCGCACCAUCAAGCACAUCCAGGAGGUGUGGCGGCAGCUGGGCGACUACUGCAGACAGCUCGGCAUUGAACGCAAGUCCUGCGGCGAGAACACAGAGACCAUCAGGCGCUGUCUCACGUCGGGCUUCUUCCUCAAGGCCGCCUUGGCCAAAAUCCAUCCCUCGUCUGUGCUUUUUACCAAGAAGCCGCUCUGCGUUCUUUACAACCAGCUGGUGAUGACAAAGCAAAAGUACAUGAGGGAGGUGGUGGUUAUUGACCAAAACUGGCUAGUGGAGCUUGCUCCUAACUUCUACGCCAAGCGCUCCGUUGUAGGUUCCCACAGACAGGGAAAGUAG